This is a messenger RNA of Cyprinus carpio (common carp), 555 nucleotides long. RefSeq names its product retinoid-binding protein 7-like. NCBI's taxonomy places the organism in Eukaryota, Metazoa, Chordata, Actinopteri, Cypriniformes, Cyprinidae. Gene Ontology annotation, cellular component: cytosol; nucleus. Gene Ontology annotation, molecular function: fatty acid binding. Gene Ontology annotation, biological process: fatty acid transport. The record is from RefSeq and is a predicted model, not a curated record.
CUGUCUGUCACACCUUGCACCUUGUUUUCUACUGGAAUAAUUAGGAGACAGUUAACAAAAUGCCUGUAAGCCUCUGUGGUUCAUGGGACAUGGUGAGCAAUGUCAACUUUGAGGGAUACAUGAUUGCUUUAGGGAUAAGUCUGUACACCCGCAAGAUCGCCCUGAAGAUAAAACAUCGUAAAGUGAUCGAGCAGGUGGGGGAUCGAUAUGUCGUCAAGACUCUCAGCACCUUCAGAAACUACACUUUCUCCUUCAGAGUCAGUGAGGAGUUUCAAGAGUUCACCAAGGGACUGGAUGACAGAAACUGCAAGUCUCUGGUGGCAUGGGAGGGGAACAAGUUGGUGUGCAUUCAGAAAGGUGAGAAGAAGAACAGAGGUUGGGCACACUGGAUAGAGGACGACAAACUCCAUUUGGAGUUGCAUUGUGAAGAUCAAGUCUGCAAACAAGUUUUCAAACGGGUUGUUUGAGGCCCUUCUGUGACGUUUACUACAAGAAAAGGUGUACUGAUGUAAACAAAGCUGUUUACACUUUAAACUCACCUCAGAGUCAGUGGAA